Molecule: messenger RNA, 1847 nt
Organism: Trematosphaeria pertusa
Lineage: Eukaryota; Fungi; Ascomycota; Dothideomycetes; Pleosporales; Trematosphaeriaceae
Exons: 1
Coding region: 116-1693 (525 amino acids)
Source: RefSeq, a predicted model, not a curated record
GUCACAGAAGGCAUCGCGAAGCCAGUGAAGCAAGCAGGACGGCGGAAGUAAAUCCGCCCAAUCCGUGGAUAUCGCGCAAGUGUGGUUUCUGACGUCGCGGAGACCUGAGUUUACAAUGCCUCGGAGCGGGCGUCGCAAUGGACCGCACCUUCCUUCUCCACUGCACUGCUCUUUACAAUGCCUUUGUUCAACGCCACCAUACAAAGCCUAUUACGCUCCGGUAAUCCGGCGACAGACCCUUCUCAGAAAGCCCAACUCAAUCUGUCAUCAGAUAUUCGAUGCCCUCAUGGACGACACUCAGCCACCGGCAUCAGAGGCAUCGCCUCUACAGAUGAACGUCAUGGGCGCUUCACGCAACCCGGAAUAUAAUCUUGGCGUCACGUCGCCUCGCUUCAAACGCCGGCAAGAUGGCAAACGUAUCGCUCCGGUGUCGCAGCUCAACACUUACACCGGACGCAUGCUCGCACGGGAGCAGACUACGAAGACCGACAGUUACACCGAAGGCCUUGCCCGCCCGGCCGAAACAACCCAACACGCUCGACUAAUCGCCGAGAAUGCCUCAGCGCCGCAAGUUGAACGGCAUGAAAAGGCUGCAUCAUCCCUCUUCCGGAAUCAUAGUGGCGAUGUCCUGUCGGAAAUGGAGCAUGCUCGUUCCGACAUUCCUACCAACAACAAUCUUUCUGACCGCGACCGGCUUACAUCUCAAAGGCCGCGAACUGAACUAUCUCAGCUGCUCGGCAUGACUCGCAGUAGCUCCCGGAAAGGCACCAUUCAGUCUCAGAAGGAAGCCAAUCCAGCGAGCACCACUAAACCCCCAUGCUCCGAAUGUGGACAGUCUGAGGCCAACCACAAGGCCUCGACGAGCUUUAGCCAUAUCUGCAACACAUGUCGCCGCUUUGUCCCGGCAAAGAAGAUCACGGCCUUACAAAUCUCGACUUCAGCGGAUCGGCCUCUUCCAGCAGAACCGGCGAAGCCUGCACCUCCUUCCAAAGCCCCACGAUCCGUCAAGUGCAACACGUGCCUCCCGAUUCCAAGCUAUCUUUACGAGGAGUACCUGCGUUUCUUCCCGCCAUGCGCGAUCUGUGGCUACAUGACAGAUAUGACGCUCGCCGAUCUGGUUGCCCAUGAAGGUGAAGUUAAGGGAAUAUCUGACAAAAUUGGCAAGCGCGUCUACGGCCCAAGCAAGGAGUUGCAAGACUGGUGCGUAUAUGUCGUAUUCAGUAGCCGUAGCGUCAGCCGGCACGAUUCGAAGAAGAGUGUGGCUGAGAGCAUCGCGUCGACCGAGUCGUCAAGGCUGAGGCGGAGGGGCGCAGUCAAGCGGGCGGGGACCGGUAGUACGAGGUCAUCCAUUGCGAGCGCUGGGAGUGGGAAGUCGACCCAUCCUGGUUUGAUACCUCUCGAUGAGGGAGGAAGGGAUAUCAGGUAUGCAAGGCAGUUCAGCUUCGAUGCUCUUCCGAAGCAGGAAUCCUCGCCCUGCUCUCCGACCCAACGUCAGCGUCAUACUUCAGACCAUCCUGAUAGCCCGACGUAUCUCCCUUUUCAUGGGACUAGGCGUCACUCGGUUGAUGCUCACCACAUGCGCAACGUACCGCAAGCACGUGGGAAUCCAAUGGUCGCCGCCAGCGAUCAGAGUACGCGUCCUAUGGCGUCGCGAACGUUUUCGGAUAUGUUUGGAGAAGAAAGACAAUCCUAGAAAAGAUCAUUUGAGCGUCUAUUCUCAACCUGGCAAGCGAUUUGAUGGAUACUCUCGUGGCAAUCUUGCAUCUUAUCUAGAUCUUGAAUUCUUUGGAUAGUAAUAAGAAUCUGCCAGGGUAUGCAAAGAUUUUGCUUUUCCAUCCUUAUCCGCU